AUGCCUAAAAAUUUAAAGCAAACAAAAAAUAAACGUUCUAAACCGUUUAUUAUUGGUUUAAAUAACGAUUCCAUGUUGAAUAUAGAAACCAAUAUUAUCAAUUCCAAUAUUGUUCUUGUCGAACUCAAGCCGAAUUUCCCUCCUAAUUUGACAACAGACGAACUCAUUAAGAAUGCUAUUAAAUCCAACGCAUCUAACAACAGUAAGGUUAAAACGCUUCCAAACGCUUUUAUCGCGUAUAGAAUGGCAUUACAAAAGGAAUAUUAUAAGAAUACCAUUAAAUUACCUCCAAUGG
Molecule: messenger RNA, 295 nt
Organism: Funneliformis mosseae
Lineage: Eukaryota; Fungi; Glomeromycota; Glomeromycetes; Glomerales; Glomeraceae
Source: the annotation of a GenBank genome assembly